This is a messenger RNA of Zymoseptoria tritici IPO323, 432 nucleotides long. RefSeq lists its product as uncharacterized. Bases 1 to 432 code for a protein of 143 amino acids. Lineage: Eukaryota; Fungi; Ascomycota; Dothideomycetes; Mycosphaerellales; Mycosphaerellaceae. The record is from RefSeq and is a predicted model, not a curated record. The transcript has a single exon.
AUGGCCGCCAUCAGCAUGACCAUCCCCUCUGCCCACCCAGCCUACAAGGCCCCAACAACCAUCAAGCCAUUCCUCACCACCCACGUCAAAGAAGUCACGGACAUCAUCAUCUCCAAGACCCAAGACACCCGCCUGCAGGCUUUCCUCGCCCGCCCAUCGCUCGUCACAGAGAUCCACCUCGACAACGACGCCGGCUCCAUCGCCUCAUCUCGCAACUCUUCCAAGGCCGCCGUCGACGCACCUGAAGUCGCACCAGCACCAGUCGAGGCUGAGCCGCAACGAGUCGCCAUGUCGUUCCAGACUGCCACCCCCACUCAGAGCUUGAAGUCGACUAGCUCCUCUACGAGGUCAAGGAUGAGCAUGGGCUGGAAGCAGUACAAGUCGGAUGUGAGGGCCACUUUCAAGGCGAUGGCUCCUUACCACGCCUUUUAG